This is a messenger RNA of Maniola jurtina (meadow brown), 1424 nucleotides long. RefSeq lists its product as uncharacterized. Bases 440 to 1186 code for a protein of 248 amino acids. The record is from RefSeq and is a predicted model, not a curated record. The transcript has 7 exons. NCBI's taxonomy places the organism in Eukaryota, Metazoa, Arthropoda, Insecta, Lepidoptera, Nymphalidae.
ACAUAUCGCUAGACAUUUAAAACAUUUUAACUAUUCGGUUGGGGAUUAAUGGAAAUUCUGAAUCAAUUUUUUUUAGCACAACACUAUUAAUCAAAAUAUAGAGAAUAUUAGGUAGUAGUUAGUAGUAACUAAUUAUCCGGAUCCGAGUUGAAUCUGAUAUAGCUUUCCCGAGAAAUUGAAAUUGAUAAAGGUAAACAUUUAGAACAAUGGUCUUCUAAGAAUUUACAUUUCAAUCGAAGACAGUUGGAAUUGCAAUCUUUUUUGCAUUUUUUAAUGAACACUUCAAUGAUACGUUUUAUCAACCAGUCCUGGUUUUAAAAAAAAAGAAGAUUUCUGUGCUAAAAUAUAACGUAGAUAAGCAUCAAUAAUGGAAUACUUUUCAGUGGGGCGUUAGUUUCCGUUAAAGUAACGUGUUAAUUGGGAAAUAAUAAUAGCCAAAAUGCAGUUCUGUUAUAUAGUACUUUCAUUCUUUUUUACUGUUUCAUCAUCAAUCGCGGAGGAUGUGAGUUAUCAAGCGUGUGUAGAUAAAUAUUCAAGAAAAGGCUACCAGCCGUGGCAAGAAUGGUCUGACCAUUAUACUUGUCAUCGAUACAGAUGUGAAAUUCGCGAUGGAAAAUAUUUUAUUGCAGCUGUUGGCUGUCGGAAACCGAAAAUUCCAGAAAAUGCUCUGGAAUGUCAUGAGUAUAUAGAGGAUGAGAAUGUUGAAUUUCCGACGUGUUGUGCCCGUCUAAGAUGCGUGGUGGAAAUGAACGGCGAAAGAAUCGUACAAACUAGAGGACAGCCUGGGGAAUUAUUUCCAGACAAACCAUGGAAAGGCCAACAGAACGAGCCCAACCCAGCAGUAGUAGGAAUGCAGGGGAUCCAGCAGAACACUGUCAGUGGCGAGCCUCAGACGCAGUCAGCACCCGGCAUCUUCAAUAGCAGAGGCGCAGGCAAGCCAAUGGAUGGCAACGAUAUUAGCGGACGUCGCUACGUCGAUCCCUAUCCCGGCCAGCAACUGCAAGAGUCACCAAGAAAGAAGCGAUCUACUAUCUACCCAUUGUUCGAUCGGAGCUCCAUCCGUGAGACACGCACUUACCCUCAUCAUAUCAAAGUGAAUGGCUAUUCACCUGAAAGAUACACGUCAUAUUUCCCUUAUACUGUUAAAGCUACGUCUAAUCUUAAAUUUCAUAUGAAUAUGUCGUAAUAACACAUACAAAAUUAUAAAAAUUACUUGACUAAACUAAAGAGAAAAGUUAAAAAGGGGAAAAUACGUCCAAAUUAGCUGAUGGGUGUAAUAGCUUCGUUUUAACGAAAUUAAUUUAAUAAUGAUCCAUCUAACUUUUUCCUUUAGUUUGGGGUGCUCAGUGGUUAUUUUCAAAUGUUUAUUAUCAAUGCAUUUUUUAAUGUUAGUUUGUAGCUUUUAUUUAUUGUUGCUUUAUUUA